Messenger RNA from Drosophila takahashii, 3764 nucleotides. RefSeq lists its product as uncharacterized. Gene Ontology annotation, molecular function: minus-end-directed microtubule motor activity; dynein intermediate chain binding; dynein light intermediate chain binding. Lineage: Eukaryota; Metazoa; Arthropoda; Insecta; Diptera; Drosophilidae. Gene Ontology annotation, cellular component: axoneme; 9+2 motile cilium; dynein complex. Gene Ontology annotation, biological process: cilium movement involved in cell motility. The record is from RefSeq and is a predicted model, not a curated record.
CGCCGUAAAAUGGCCUCCUCCAGCGCUGUAGAAGAUGAGCAUCUCACUGACUCCGAUUUAACCGAUGAUGAAGAGCGCAGCGUGGAACCGCGCCAGGAAGAGCUGCGUCCGGAGACCCCAAAACCUUCCUACAGCGACGAGGAACUGCAUCACCUGGUGGGCUACAUACAGCGGAUGUGCGUGCUGAGCUGUUUGGAUCACAGGGACUGGCACGAGGGCGCUCUGGACAUCAUCCGGCGUUGGCUGCUGGAGGUGCACGAGCCCCUGCUGGCCAUUUACUACGACAGAGAUUCACUAUCCGCCUGUCUGGGCCUCCCGUCCACUUGUGUCUCGGAUCUGAGCUACUUUCGCCGGGAACCCAACGAGAUCUUCAGCGUGGAGGGCUUCCACGAUGAGAUCAACUUUGGCACCUUGACGAGCGAUGUGGAUGGCUGUUUGAUGGAGCUACUGGAUCGCCUGUAUGUCCCCUUCUUCCGGAACUAUCUGGAUUGGAAUGGCACUGUGAGGAAUCGCUUCUGUUCCAGCAUGGAUAGGUUCCUGGCCUUCCUCACCGGAAUGCACCAUCAAAUCUCUGGCGUGGCCGUGCUAUAUGUGCCGUUUGUCAUCAAGGAACUGUCGGCAGGACCCGUCGACAGGCAGUUGGUCAGGAGUUUGGAGGGGAUCGCCUUGUAUUGGACUACGCAGAUCCGCACUUUGCUGGGCGAUGAUACGUUGACGGUUCCCCAUGAUCUGGUCACCGUGCGGGAUGAGUUUGAGUUUUGGGAGUAUCGAUAUGAAGUUCUUCAAGGAAUCAACGACCAAUUGGCUCAAUCAGAUGUCCAAAAGGUGCUAUUGCUAUUGCACAACUCCCAUUCCGUCCACUCCCCCCAGAUGGAAGGACUUAUAGAGAGGGCUAAGGUGGAGCUUACUAAAGCCCUGUCCAACAUUAAGUUUCUUCACUUACUGAUCGAACCCUGCUCUAAAAUCGAUGUGGCCACAGGUCCGGCGGAUCUGACGAAGCUUCUACCACGCAUUAUCCACCUAAUACGUUUUAUAUGGCUGAACUCGGAUUACUAUAAUACAAAUAGGCUAAUUGCUGGAUUGUUCCGGAAUUUGAGCAACCAGAUUAUAAGAUUCUGCACGCAGCAAACAAAAGUCGAGGAGAUUCUCUCCGGAAAGCCGCGCUUUGGUAUCAAGAUAUCCAACAUCGCCAUUGAUUGCUGUCUGGCCUACAAGGGAAUCUAUGGUAAAAUAUCCAAACAAUUGGACCAAAGGCAGAGCCAACAACCCUGGGAGCUGGACGAGGGUCUAAUCUUCAACCAUAUCGACGCCUUUGUGGAGCGACUAAAUGAUGUGAUUGACAUUUGUGAAUCCAUGAUUGUGUUUGGUCGCUUGGAUGAAAACGGGAGCAUACCCAAACCGGCUUUCGGCGGCUCCAGUGGCGAGGAGCUGGAGAAGAUUGCCGAGAAUGUGGAGCAGCAGUUUCUGGACACCUUGAAGAAGCUGCAGGACAGCUCGCAGGCUUAUAUACUAAAUGUACAUCGCUCGGAUUGGUACACGGAUGUGGGCGACUUUCGUCGCAGCAUGCGGAAGCUGGAGGAGACGGUCCAGCGGCUGAUCUUCAAUGUGUUCCAGCAGGUGUCCAAUGUGGAGGAGACCCUGGAGGCUCUGCAGGCCAUGCUCUUCUACUCCUACCGUCAGCGAGGAACUCUAAGGAAGACGUACCUCAAGGAAACCAGCGGAGUGUGGAGGAUGUUCUCCCGGGAAAUGGACGCUACAUCGCGGAAACUGCUCGAGGAGCGAAGACAGGAGUCAUGGUUGUCCCAUCAUUUGUCCAUUGCCCUGGGCUAUCGCAUCAAUCUGGAACGCCUGACUUGGCUAAGGGAUCGCCUGAAAAAUGCCGAGUGGCUGCCUGCCGUAGAGGAAUCCUCUCCAGCUCUGGCCAAAUUCGAUUCACUGCGUCACGAGUUUCAAAAGGAAAUCCGACAGGCCUACGAGGAUUGGGUGGCCAAGUGCUGCGGCUUUUCCGGGGAACUCUCCCAGCGUUUGGAUCGCUAUCUGAUUGUUCGAAGUAAAAAGUUCAAGGGCCUUCUGGAGUGCAAUAUCGAUCCGUCUGUUCUGGAGCUUUGUGAGCAGGCCCAGCACUUUGAAAGAAUGGGCUUUGCCGUCCCCAACACUUUGAAGAAACUUUACGAAAGAUACGAUGUUAUAGGAUCCCUGUAUAAUGGAAUAAUUCAACUGGCCCUCAGCCAUAAUCGCAUUUUAACCGUUCUCAGCGAGCGGGAAAGGAAACUAUUUCGACCGCUGAUUCAAGCCUGUGAUCGCCAACUGGCUCCUGGCAUCUUCAAGAUCGCCUAUGGCUCGGAAUUUAAUGAGGAGUUCUUCGAGGACGGCAAAGAGUUCAUCGCGGAGUUCCAGGAACUAGUGCACAUAUUCAAGCGUGCAAAUCGGGGCGUGGCCAGGAGCUGUGGGAAGAUCUGCGACACCUGCCUGCUGCACUUUGCAUUUUCUGGCUCCGUGGAUAUGUCGGUGUUCCAGCAGCAGUUGUCCACUAGGCUGAAUUCCUCGGGCGACAUCCUGAGGAGCUACUACGGCAACAUCGUGGAGCUCUUGUCGGCCUUUAGUCGGCAGUUCCAGUCGGUGGACGAUGAGAUGUCGAAAGAGUGGAUAGCCUAUGUGAACGAUAUGGACGACAUGCUAGCCAGUUCGCUAAUGACCAGUGCCCGCGGAUCCUUGAGCAAACUGUACGAGGCCCUGCACUGCGAUGAGGAUAUGGCAUCCGCUCCCAUAAUAGUCAUCGAAUCGGACGUGAAAGAUGGUCGAAUUGUCUUCACUCCCGACAUGAAUGCGAUUGAAGACAUGAUAAACGGGAUCGUAGACAGUAUACGCAGCAUGUUGGAUCAGUUUCCGCGUCUGGGCUACAAACUAAAGCUGCCGAAGAAGCAGCAGCGUCAGGGAUUCGCUAGCGUUUUUCGUGAGGAUCAGGAAUGCUCAGAGUUGAUGAGAUCAAUUCAAGCGGAGAUCGCCAUCCAGCGAGAGGAAAUCGACAAGUAUGAAUCGGUAUGGAAUCGAAAUCGUGUCCUUUGGGAGACUACUGAGGAGGGAUUCCGGCAGCGACUGAUGUCCAGUUCACGAACAGCUGGGGUCUUUGAAGGGGGAAUCGAACACUAUAGUGCUUUGGCCGAUGAUGUCAUCUUCGAGGACGCCAUUACAAACGUGUACUUCAUACUGAUCAAUCAGAAUGCCCUGAAGAGCACUAUCCUAGAUUGGAUCGAAAAGUGGCAGGCUCUCAAUAUUAAAAUGUUGCUGGAUUAUGCCAGCAAUUUGAUGAGGGCAACCUACCGAUAUAUGCGACGCAAUGAGAGAAAUGUGAUGAAGGUUCCUCGUACAAUCCGUGAAACCGUGGCUGCCAAACAGCUUUUCGAGCAACUCCUCAAAGAAGUUCCAGUGAAGCAAUCCGCCUUUACACCCAUGUUGGAACUCUUUGUGCUCCUGCACAAAUAUCAGGUUCAACUAACCGAGAAAACGUAUCAGAGGGUGAUGGGAUUGGAGUCCGCUUGGCUGCACUACCUCGAAGUCCUAAGGGAGGCGGAUGAAAUGCUGGAUAAUGAGGGUGGUGAAACUAAAUUGGAGUUGGCAAAACAUGGUGAAAAGUUCAAGUUAAUAUUGAAGGAAUUUCUCGAAGAUUUUUACUCCAAGUUAUGCAAGAAAUAGGAAAGUAUUAAUUUAUUGUAUGUAUUUAAUGUAAUUUUUCAAAAUUAAUAAUUUUAGUUUUUUAAUUUAAA